AUGUCAUACAUUUACAAGAUACACCACUUGCCAGCCUCGGAUCCAGUCCUUCUCCCUUUUCUGGCUGGCAAAUUCGCUUCACUCCGACUCUCGGCUCUCACCGUCUCAGCCCCAGCUUUCAGUUCAACAUUUGAAAUUGAAUCUGUUUUCACGGCCUCUCAGUGGAUAUCUCGUCUUCAGAGACCACUACUACACACAUUUGUAGCAGUUGCCUACGCAGCUGAUACUCCGCCUGAGCUCCAGACCAUAGAUGCAGGAGACUGGAUCGGGAGCGCUACCUUAUUGGGACCAUUCACAAAAGCCAGCUUCGCAAUUCCUGAGAGUGGAGGUCCAGAAGUCGGUGACGAUGAUGUGGAGAGCAAAUGGCAGAUGACGGCUGUUUACAACAGUCCCGCCCACCGAGGGAAGGGGAUUGCAAAAAUGUUGAUCCAAGGAGCGAUGGACUUUGCGAGUGAGGAGGGAAAGAGGAGGGAGACUCGAGUAAGGAUCAUGAUACACCCGAGGAAUGUUGUUGUGAAGAAGCUCUAUGAGGGCUUGGGGUUUGUGGAUGCUGGGAACUGUACGCUUGCUGAAGCUUACUUGAGCAAUGGUGAUGCGGAAAUGCUUCCGGCCGAUGGGGGAUUGAGUGAUCCGGGAAAGUAUCACGUACGGCAGGGAAUUAUUAUGAUGCGGGUAACAUCUGCUGGUUCAUGA
This is a messenger RNA of Cadophora gregata, 693 nucleotides long. RefSeq lists its product as uncharacterized. The record is from RefSeq and is a predicted model, not a curated record. Gene Ontology annotation, molecular function: acyltransferase activity, transferring groups other than amino-acyl groups. The transcript has a single exon. NCBI's taxonomy places the organism in Eukaryota, Fungi, Ascomycota, Leotiomycetes, Helotiales, Ploettnerulaceae. The coding region runs from base 1 to 693 and encodes 230 amino acids.